Messenger RNA from Adineta steineri, 2052 nucleotides. The record is from the annotation of a GenBank genome assembly. Lineage: Eukaryota; Metazoa; Rotifera; Eurotatoria; Adinetida; Adinetidae.
AUGAUUCAGUUGAUAGCCAAAACUAAAUUCUCAUAUAAAUCGCUUUUACCGUUCUUAUUUAAUCAUACAACCACUCGAUAUUCAAGUCAAUUAUCAAAAUCAAAUGAACAAACAAGAAUUUUUUCUUUAUUUGCUCCAACUGUAGCUGAAGUUAAUUUUGUUAGUUCAUUUUCACAUUGGAAAUCAAUUCAAAUGGAAAAAGAUCUUAAUACAGGUAUAUUUCAUAUACCAACAACCUUAAAAAUCCCUGAUGGUGAACAUGAAUAUAAAUAUUUCGUACGAAAAAAUGCUAAACAAAAAUAUUGGACAUCAGUUAUUGAUCCAUAUGUUGAAAAAUAUGAUGCUAAACAUCAACAUGGUUUAAUAACAAUACGUAAUGGAAAAAAAUAUACCGAUACAUACGAAUGGAAAUAUGAUCAUAUAAAAUUACCUGAGAAUGAUCAAUUAAUUAUCUAUGAAAUUUAUGUUGCUGAUUUUACUGAAAAUGGACAAUUUUCAGGUAUUUUAUCAAAAUUAGAUUAUUUAUCUGAUCUUGGUAUUAAUGCAAUUGAACUUAUGCCUGUACAAGAUUAUAUGGGUAACGAACAUAAUUGGGGUUAUAGUCCAACACAUCAUUUUGCUUUGAAAGCAACUUAUGGGACAAAACAUGAUUUAAAAAACCUUGUUGACGAAUGUCAUAGACGUGGUAUUCGUGUAUUUCUUGAUGGAGUUUUUAAUCAUUCAAGUUUAAAAAUUAUUCAGUAUUAUAGCGAAAAACAUCAUCCAGAUGAUCCUUAUUAUUGGGGACCGGAAUUUAAUUAUGAUUAUUAUGAUGAGAAAUUAAAAUCAAAACCAGCUGUAAAAUAUGCUCAAGAUAUAGUUCGAUAUUGGAUUGAAGAAUUUCAUUUAGAUGGUAUUCGUUUUGAUGCUGCUAAACAAAUGGAUAAUUAUAAUAUUUUAUAUGAAUUAGAUCAUGUAGGACGAUCUAGCCGUCGAAAUCAACCUUUUUUUACGCAAGCUGAACAUGUCCCUGAAAAAGUCGAUAUUACUAAAGCAAAUAAGGGUCCUGUUGAUGCAUGUUGGUCAUCUACAUUUCAUGGAAUUGUUUCUGACGUUUUAAUUAAUCAAAAGAAAUUUGAAUUAGAUUCUCUUAAAUAUAUUAUAAGUGCAAAAAAUCUUGUUAAUUAUUUAGCUUGUCAUGAUAAUGAACGAUUAAUGUAUUUAAUUGGUCAUUUAGGUAAAACUUUUGAUAAUGAUGCUUUUCAACGAAUACGUCUUGGUACAAUUAUUCUUAUGACUUCCGUUAGUAUUCCACUUAUAUGGCAAGGUGAUGAAUUUGGUCAAGCGUCUCAAUUAGGUACUAAUGAUCCACAUCGAAAAAUCAUUUCUAUGGAAUGGUCUCUAUUAAAAAACGAACAAAAUAAAAAUUUAUAUAAUAUAUUUAAACGUUUAAUACAAUUUCGACAUACAAUAUUAAAUAAAGAAAAAUACAAUAAAGUUAAUUUCAUUUAUACAGAUAUUAAUCAACGAAUUUUAGCUUAUACAAGAUCGAAUGAUACAGAUAAUGAAGAUAUUCUUAUUAUUACAAAUUUUUCUAAUCAGAUAAAAACUGACAUUGAAAUAAAACAUAUAUUACAUAAUGGUCAAUGGAUUGAUUGGUUAACGAAUGAUAUUUUUACAGUAAAUAACUCAAUGCUCAAACUUGAUCUCAAACCAUUUGAUGUUAUUUCAUAUUCACAUAAUACAAAUCGUUUAUACAAUCUACUUCGUCGAUCUAUGAAUAAAAACGAUGAUUCACUAAUAUCAAACGUUCAAACUUCUAAAUUUAUACGUUCACUAAUACCUAUAUCAAUCCAUCAGCAAUCAAGUUCAGUAGAAGAUAAUGAACAAUUCGAUGAAGUAAAACGUGACGCUUGGGAUUCAGGUGAAGAACAAUAUUUUAAAUGGGCUUCGUUAAAUCGUCGACCUAUGGAAUCAUUAGUAGGACGAAAACGAUCCGCCGAACUUAUUAUAUCAGGACCACGACCUAGUCGAAUUGUUAAUGGUAUAUGGCGUACUGGACUUGUUGGUUAA